CCAAAAAUUGGCCGAGAUUUGCAUAAAAAAACUCGCAUUAUCGUGCGGCGAGUUUAGGCGAGAGAGCAUCUCAGAGUAGGCCUUUUAAUUUAAAAGUAUAAUUAUAUUGUAAUACAGUACAAGAGCAAAUACGCACUAGUUUAACUUCUUUACUUUUAUUAAAGAACAUCAACCUACUAUGGUCUUAGAAUAAAUGAAUGCAAAAUUAAUGCACCAACACUGAACUUGUUAAAUAUAUGUUGGAGUACAAUUGCUAGAGUGAAUAAUUGUAUAAUUUUAUUUUUAUUUUUUUACCAGAUACCUUGACAAUAAUGAAUUGAUCGACAUUGGAAACUCUGUGUUUGAUAAUCUUUCUGUGCUUAAAACUUUGUAAGGAAACGUUGACGUUUUUAGAAAGAAAAUAUGUAUUUUUAUUUUGAAGAUUUCGCUCAUUUAUCCCUGCCUCGUACCCAGGCGCUGUGUAUUGUUCUACGGCUUGCGUGGGCCGCGUGAUCGCGCGUGUACAAACCAAAGCGCCUGGAUACGAUGCAGCAUUUAUCCAGUGUUAGAAAAUAGCAGGAAACUUAAACUAAACUAACUGUAUACUGCAUAGCUUUAUCAGUUUUGAAGGUCCAAUGAGGGCCAUCUCUACUGUUACUAAACGAAGUAAUCUAAUCUAAUUAGCUUUAUUUGCUUAGUUAUAGCUUUCGUACAUGUAGCUUAGCUUUAUGAGUUCCAAACUGAUUUUUCUAAAGUUGUUUGUCCAGUGAAACUUUUAGAGGAAACCAAAGUACAGUAUUAAAAACCUGGGGUGUUAGUUAAUGCUGUUUUGCCAGCUGGCCUGUUCAUAAGAGCCCAUGCAGCAGUCACCGUGACUCUCACCUGCGAUCCGUACCCCAGAGGUCAUCCUAUUAAACAUUUAGAACUGCAAAAACAGGCUAACUGGCGGAAGUAACGAAAGACGAGGUGAUGACGUAUUGGAUAUCUUAAUAGCUAGGAGGGUCCCAUGCUCCCCGGAAAGUUUUGAAUUUUUGAAGACCAGAAUGGCCAUUUCCUGCGUUUUAAGGUGACAUUUGUUUUGGUUUGUUUUGCCUUUGCAUCUGUAUGGGUGCUUAAUUUAUAACUAAUUUUCAUAUAAAGCUAGAAAACUCAAAUUUAGAACUGUCCAUUUUAUAUUUAGAACUACCUUUUUGGAAAAUGGGAGGCCCUAGAAUGAACCCGGCCAUAUGCCCUUAUAUAUUGAUGUUGUUCACAUGGCUAGGUGCGAUUUCAUCUUGCGCUAGGUGACAUCUUAGUCAAGUGGAAUAAAAUUAUCCACGUGAACGCUUAAUCAUCCUAACUGAUCGCGAUGGACAUUUUCUUGCCGAUUCUGACCAGAUUCUGACCUAUAUUAAUUAGACUGAGCGGCGUAGCUGGAAUCACAACAAAAGAUAUUUCGAAGGCACCAUAUUUCGUCAUUUCGUUCCACCGAGGCGGAAUAUUAGAUGGAAUAAAAACAGUCAAUUAAAAAACAUGUAAAAAUAAGUCACCCGCUCAGGUGAGCUUCCCACCCAUCAGGGCUCAUAUGGAUGGGCCUGCAUUGUGAUUCAUAUUCUAGAGCGGCUCCUAAUCGAGGUUUUUCUCCAUUGUACUUUUUUUAGAAUAUUGAAAAACAACAAACUAGGGGACGUUAGGGCAUCUUGGUUGAAGGAUAAAAAGAAUCUGAAAAUCUUGUAAGUGAUUUAUAUGUAUUAUAGAUCAUUGUGCAGUUUUCUAAUUAAUGUUAUUUAUCUAUGGAUAUUUUAUUCACGUCUGUUUCAGAGAUGUAGGAGAUAACAAUAUUAGAGAAAUUGAGCCUGGGGCAUUUCGUGAUCUGGAAAAUUUGGUUCAGUUGUAAGUAUCAAUAAAAUAAAUUUCAUAAAAAUAUUUAUAUUUAUUAUAUUACAAUGGCCAGAUUUUACCAAAUAAGCUCAUGAGAAAACGAAAAAUCUGAGAACGGAUUGCACGGUAAAACGCCGUAUAUUUGUGUUACCUUCGUCUAAACCGGUUUUUCCUGGUUAUGACGAAGCAAAAAAUCCGACUUUUUAAAGUGAAAAACACACUAUGGAAAACACUAGGUCAAAGCCGUCUCGAAUACAAUGUUACGAACACUUACAGCAACAACAUAUAGCACUAUAAAACGACAAGAGUAAAACAAAAAAACUUGCUUUAAUCAACUUACUUUGAUUUCAUUGCUUCUGUAGGACAGCAUAGUACUUGCAAAAAAUAUUGUUUUUGAAAUUAUUUAAUUAAAGAAAACAAUGCAAAAAUAGAUUGACUGACUGCGCAAUGAAAUAAUUGUGGGGGACUGAAACUGAAGUCGAAACCGCACGGUGAUGGUAUAUAAGGAGAUUGAAACUGAGGAAGAAGAUAGCGUGGAGGGUUGUCGCGUUGAUAACGCGCGAGGCAUUUUUGUUUUUAUUGCAUCUGAAAUGAUUUGCCGCGUAUGUUUGCAGCGCUAAAUGCAUGCAAAUCCUUCAAAAAAGACAAGGAAACCUAUUUUUGAGGUUUCUCAAAUAAUAAAGGUCCUAUCGAAUGGUUUCCAUAUAAUCCCGCCGAGCAGUUUACUCGUUUCUCGCAUUUUUCCUCGUUCUAACAAUACGUUCGAAACUCGUAAAAUAAUCGGCCGGAUUAUAUGUCAAACCAUUCAUAUGAUAAUUAUAUUAAUUUACUAGUCCAAAGUUAAUUAAGAAAAGAUGCUCUGAAUAAUAGAAGAAGCAUGUUGUAAACUCAAGAUAAAUGAAAAGCAUUUAAACCGAAAAUUCAAGUAGGGGCAUUGUAGCUAUGAUCCUUUUCCACUAAUCUUUCAAUCCUUUGUUUUUAGAGAUAUAUCAAACAAUCAACUUCAAAGUAUUCCUGAAAAUUUAUUUCAACAUCUUGUCUCAUUACGUAGCGUGUAAGUUUACUCGAUCGUUUUCUAGGUUGUAAUAUUACUUCAUAAUUUAUCCUAACAAUUUAUUGAUCUAGUGAACUUGUGGUAACAGAGAAGGAAAAUCAGAUUCAUGUUUUCUUUUUUCCAUAGGAAAGUUGAUCACUUCACUCUGUGCUGUUAUGCAAAGCAAAGCAACCCAAGUGUUACGUGUAUUUCCAAAGUUGACAAUGGCUUUUCAAGUUGUGAUGAACUUUUAAAGAACACCGUUCUAAAAUAUUCCAUCUGGAUUCUAGGAAUCAUGGCUUUUGCUGGCAAUCUUAUAGUAAUAAUAUGGCGAUCUAUUGCAAAAGACGCAAACAGAAUCAAUUCAUUUCUUUUGACCAAUCUUGCUGUUGCUGAUUUCCUAAUGGGAGUGUACAUGUUGAUUAUCGCUUAUAAAGAUACUUUAUGGGACGGAGUUUACUUUAAACACGAUGUUGCUUGGCGUGCUAGUGAUCUGUGUAUAUUCGCUGGAGUGAUUUCAACCGUCUCCAGUGAGGUUUCGGUAUUAACUCUAACGGUAAUCACACUUGAUCGUUUGAUCUGUAUUGUCUUCGUUUUUCGAUUCCAGCGCUGGACAAUGAAGAAAGUUUCAGCGAUCAUGUGCGUGGUUUGGAUACUUGGAUUUGGUAUAUCCCUAGCACCACUGUUCUACGACGAUUACUUUCACGACUAUGAAAAUAAUGUGCACUUCUUCGGUCGCUCCGCCGUGUGUCUACCGCUGCAACUAUCGAGCGAUCGACCCUCUGGUUGGCAGUAUUCCGUGUUUGUCUUCCUUGUUUUGAACGCUGUCUCAUUCUUGUUCAUACUCCUGGCAUAUGUGGUCAUGUACCAUACGAUUGUCAAAUCAGCUAGAGCGGUGAGAGUAUUUCUAUUUUGAGUAGCAAUGCAGGCAAGAAGAUGCAUGAUGUUCAAUUCCAAAAUUAUACUGUUGACAAUUAUAAAUUAAAGCAAGCAAAUUAAACUAAUUUUAAAAUUCCUGAGUUCAGAAUUCUAUAGAUAUUUCACCAAAUACUCAGAGAUAUGAAAAACUAGUUUCAUGUUCAUCCUGACACUGCAGAUGACAACGAAAAGUUCGUUGUCCCGAGCGGGAUUCGAUCCCGCAUCUUCGGAUUUCUAGACCUCGGCUCUACUCAUUGAGCAAUCGAGUCAACGGGGAUUGGUAAAAAAUAUUUAAACAUUUUUUUAAAAUGCAUUAAAAGAAUUGACGUUAUUCUCCCACUCUGAGGACUGUUGGUGGACCACCAUCGGCUGUACAGUAUUGCUGCAGUAAUAAAUUUACGUGGUGUUUCCACAAACAAAACUACUAUAUAUUUUAUCGCCAUGCAAACAUACAAAGAAUAUAUCUGUAUUGCCUAUUAAUUCAUCAAUCAAUCAUCAAUUACACUAAUACAGAACAAAUCAUGACUAUAGUGACUUAUUUCAAUACACCUUUUCCUUCUCGGCAAACAGGGAUAAUGCAUGCAAACAGCCCCUAAGAGAAGAUGUCCUUGUUCAGCCAGAUGUCCGAGUUAGAGAGCUGUCCUUAGAUAUUAGAUAUUAGAUGGGUGUCCAUGGUAGAUCAGAGUCCGCAAUAUAGAUGAUAAAAUUACAUUAAAAUAACCAAACAAAAUGAAGUAAAGUAAUCAAGGCAUGUUUUUACUAGAGUAAAUUUAAAUGCAUGUAAUAUUGGAAUUGUAUUCUCCAAAUCAUUAUAUCUUCAGGUGAGAUCCACAAGGAUGAAUCAAGAUUCCACUCUUGCCAAGCGAAUGAUGUUUAUCAUCUUGACUGAUUUUGCCUGUUGGUUUCCCGUCAUCAUUAUCAGUAUCUUGGCACUAACAGGAAAUCUGUAUGAUCCAACAAAGCAGGUUUAUGCAUGGAUAGCUGUAUUUGUAUUGCCUAUUAAUUCAUCAAUCAAUCCCCUUCUGUAUACUUUCUCAACACCGUAUGUCCGUGGAAAGAUUCCAACCGCAAGACAGGUUUUAUCAAGAAUGAGAAAACGAAAUAGAGACGAAGGUAUACUAUUUAUGAAGUUGUUUUUAAAUCUUCUCUCACAUAUUCUCGCGCGUUACUCUAUAAGACUUAACUGAACGAAUGCAAUACCCAAAGAAAUUACAUUGACCGAUGAUUUUAAAUCUUACGAAAUCUUAUAUAAGUUUAUCUCAAACUAUAUUUAAAUAUUCAUAUGCGGUGUAUCAAACAAAGAAAAUCAAAAUUUAACAUUUUCAUUAACAUUACAAAUUUAACAUUUUUUAGCAAUUUCCAAAUUUAACAGUUCAGUAUUGGAUACACAGAUUAAUUUUUUUCAUUACCAUUUUUGUAUCAUUCUGAGCAAAAACGAGUUAUUGAAAUACAUCUUUGCAGUACAUAUAUAAUGUACAGCUAUAAUAUAAAUAGAAUAUAAUUCAGAAAAGGUUCUCCUUUGCAAACCUGAAACUCUAAAGCUUAAACCUUAAACUGUAAGCGUUUCAAGCAUAAUGGGAGCAUUAUUUAAUCAGUUUAGAAAUCAUAUAUGCAUGGGGCCCAUUUCUUACAGACAUGGUAAAUAUCUCCUUACGAGAACAAUUCAUUCACAAAUAGUUACAAUAUUCAAAUAUCAAGCUUGAAACUUGUGCUCCUAUUAUGCUUUGCGCGCUCAGAUUUUAAGGUUUAAGGUUUAGAGUUUAAGGUUUGCAAAAGACAACCUUUUUAGAAUUGGCUGUAUAUAUAAGAAAUCAGAAACCAGUUAAUCACUGAUGUGUCUUGCCAAACAAUAAGCCUGUAACAAAAAUGACAACAUUAUUUAAAUCUCCCUCCACCUCGCCAUUCAAUAUUCAAUUUUUUUGCCUUAUCGGUAGACAAUCGGAAUCUGUAGAAUUAUCUAUAUUUCCGAUUGACUAAAACCGAUUUUGAGGAAAUACGCAGCCACUUUAAAAAUUAUAUUUGAUAAAAUAUAUUUGCUUUUUAACGAAUAGUUAAAUUAAUGCGUGAAGCGUGCCUUAAUUUAUUAACGGUUAUAACGAUCUUUGGUUGCAGGAACAUGUUACGUUAAAUUGUCGUUAAAAAAUCGACUUGAAUUACGUCACCUUUACUCGGGCGACUUAUAUUAUCUAAUAUAAUAUAAUCAGCCAAUGAGGUGUUAUAUAUAUAUUUUAUAUUAUAUUUUAGUUUAUAUAUUUUAUAUAUUUUAUUUUAUAUAUUUUAUUUUGUGUAUCUUACUUUUUAUUUUAUUUUAUAUGCAGCUACCCAUACACAAUUUUCCAGUAUUGGUUCACAUGAUGACAAUCUCAAUGCGAUUGCUUCACCAAUGAAAAUUCCCCAGUCUCUUCGCAAGCAGGAGAAAAUCAAUGAGGGAUACACGACAGAUGCGAACGUUGCUGAAUGCAGUUUUGCGGAAUCAGCAACCACUGCCAUGGAAUAUCGCAUCAGACUGGUGGAGAAUGUCGUAAUGUUGAAUGAUGGAAAUGUAACAAUGGUAAGUAAAAGUUGGGGGAUGUUCCUUUAUAUCUCUUCAUGCCUGCCAAAAUUAUUGCCUGUUAAAGUUAUAAAGUAGGGGCCUACUAUAUGUUGAAUAAAAAUGUAAAAUUUCAAGUUCACUAUUAUCAGGAAGUUCGCGAAAAAGUAUGUAUAAAAUAUUUAAGCCCUCAAUACUGUACGAUUUUCGUAGCCCAAUUUGAAUUUUUAAUGCUAGUACUUUUGCCAACUUUAAUUAACCUUCUUUAACUGAAAACAGUCUUGAAAAAUCGCACUGCACCACUUGCUUAAAUGUCUUAUAAUACUUUUAAGGAACUUUAUAAUUAUAUUAUUUAUUUUGGCUAAGAGCGAACUUACAGUUUUGUAUUUUAAGUUAAGACAUUGUGGUAUAUUAUAAUACAGUAGGCAAUAUAUUUUAAUUCUCAUGUUUUUGACUACAGCUGUUAACCCAAAUUCAGAGAGCUUGUUCACUAACUUGUUUAAACUUUACGAAAAUGCAAGUUCGAGGUUGUAGCAAAAACUGCCCAUGAGAGCUAGAGUCAAAGUUGGCCGGUCGUCUAUUAUAAUUUCGCUUUGGUUGCAUAUAGCUACAUGCAUGCGAGGUGAUCGUGUCAAGUUUGACUCUAUCAAGCAGGUGACAUUUCAGUACAAGUUACUCCGGCUUUGAGCAUACAACAUAUUUAUUUACCACACCUUGUUGUUUUAUUUAAAUUUGUUUCUUUAGAAAUCGUAUGCAGUUGUUAAAGUUGGCGGGGAAGAGACGCCUUGUCUUGUUAAUGUUUACAACGGUGAAAAUGAAGGGUCUUGGAGAGAUACAGAAAAUAUUCUUUCGUGGCUGUCUUUAGAUGGUGGACAUGAGAACAUUUUGCCUUUCUUAUGGAGUGCCAAAGGUGAAAUUCUUAUUUCAGUUAAAACACAAAGCUGGUAACGUGGAUAACUGAAUAAUGUUGUUGCGGUAUAAAAAAAAUCACUGCCAUACCUUAUCAUUUUCAGUUUCAAUUGAGGUGACAACCAGGCAACCUCGUGGUAGCUAGACAACCAGGGUGGGCAUAUCUACUCUGCUUAAGUUUUGUCCCCCGGGCCCACUCCCAUAGUCAAGGCCCCUUUUCCCUAAAAUGUAUGCAAAACAUUGGAAGGAAGGUUUACAUAAACAUACCAUACAAAUACUUAACUGAAGACUCAGUCUAUUUACAGUACAAUGUAUAAAGCUGUGUAUCCAAAAGUCUGUUUCAGAAAAUGCAAGAAAUGCAGUCCUAGGGGUGGAAAAAUACGAAACUUUUCUGGGGGAGAAUGCCCACAGACCACCUCUUCCAUACGACACCACAUCAAACUUGUUGUCACCACAACCAUCUGUCAUUCUUCUACCUCCAUUGAGGAAUUCUUACAAAAGGCCCUGUAACAUAACAUAUUCUUCCGGGACGAAUAUGAAUGAAAUGGUAUGAAAAAUGUUGACAGAAUAUAGGUUAUGCUCACAAUUCCCUGCGACUACUUUUCUAUAUAUAUGACUUUAUUUCAGAGUCGAAAAUUGCUAACGUGACCUUAAUUGCUCCAUAUUAGGGGACAAAGUACUGGUCGAGAAACAAGACUCUUCCAACACCAUGUUGGAACUGAAAGCAAACGAUUGGUAUGUAACUUACUAAAUUUUAAUAGAAUACAAAACACCGGUAACUCCGAAAAUGAGCAUUUUAAUUUUUCUAACUUUUGAAUACGUUUUAGUCAUCAGGAAUGAUGAUAGGUUACCGAUUACAAGGAUGUUUAUAGGUGAAGGUAAAAGUAAUUUGAUAUACAUACAUAUACAAAGAGAUCAUAUUGAUAAUAAUUAGUCAAAUAUUAUGAGAUCUUUUGACGCCUUAGUUCCUAUCAAAUUACUUUAAUGUUUGCCUAUAAACAUCCUAGUGAUGUAACCGAUCAUCAUUCCAGGGGAUGAAUUAUCAAAAACUAGAAAAUAAUAAAAAAUGUUCAUAUUCUGUUGUUGUGCAUUUGAUUGGUAUGAAUGUAUAUAUGUUCUAUAAGUCUACUUUUCUGGCUUUCCAACAUUUAGUUCAAAAUGUGAAAAAUAUUUGGAUCCAUGCAAAGUCGUGCAGACCUGAAAUUUUACAAGAAUUUUACUUAUUUCCCAAUUAUCCUAACAAAAAAUAUGACUAGCAGUACGUAUUCGUGCGAGAAAAUUGUUAAUGAUAUUUUUUAUAGCUGCGUGUAUAAAGGUUUAACCGGUAUUUCCAUUGGAUCAUUUGGUCUUUAUCCAUAUUUUAGUAUUCCAGGUCAUGGAUUUUUAAAAAAUGGUCAUAGAAAGUCAUGGAAUUUUAAAUUGAAUAAGCUGUACGAAGCCUGAAAAUAAAUCGUCUUUGUUAACACAUUUGUAUUCUACUUUGAUUUCCAGUUUGAUCUGUUAUGAACUUCCCUCGAAACAAACAUUGGAUGGAUUCCUUAAGAUGAACAACCAUGAGAUUACUGAAGAGAUUGUUUACUACAUUUUAAACGAUCUUAUUGAAGCAAUUGAUUAUCUUUCCUCAAAACAGAUUGCUCAUCACGCUAUUCUUCCCGAAAAUAUCAUUCUUGUUGAAUCUUCUCAAGUAAGGAGAAUGGUAUAUUUCAUAUUUUUAGCUUCGAAUAAUUCUAUAACUUGUCGUUUUUAACUGAAAUGGAUCAAGAAUCUUUAUAAAGCAAUUUUUCAAUAGGCUUUUGAAAACCUUUUUGUCCACAUCGGAUGAUUGUAUUGUAAGUUUCUGUCAGGGAAUACGAGAAAAUUGUGCUAAAUAGAAAACUUCACCCAGGAUUACAAGUGUGGGGUCUUAGUCUGAUUUCCGUAACGUGGGGGUUUUGUCGUCCGAGAUUUCAGAUUUGUGAGAAGAAUAUGUAGUCCUAACACAAGGGUUACAAUUGCACUAUUGUAGUGUGUGUAAAUACAAUCUUGGCAAAAAUUAUUACAGAAAUUUGCGUCAAACCUACCCCCCUCCCCACUUCUUAACGUUGAAAGCUUGUGUAUUGGUUACGGUAAAGCUUUGUGAAAUACAGCUUGGGAGCAUCACUUUCGUUUUUCUUUAGCUUGCUUUGGAAGGGAUCGUACUUGGAGGACUUCAUGCAGCUAAAUUGUUAACCUCUUCACCUGAGGAAAAGGAAUCGAAUAAUGGACUCAGUGAAGAAAAUCUGGAAGAACUUGAAGUUAAUGUGAUAUCAUUUGGAAAUGUGAUAAAAAUAUUACUUGACGUUUGCCCAACAUUGGAAAAAUUCUCUGACGUAAGUUUAUAAUGUUGACUUCAUAAUUUUUUAAACUUAGGAAGACAGGACUCACAGGAGUAAUCUUCAGUCAAAACGACUUUUAGUAACAAUUUUUAGUCACUUUUUCAAUCGAAUCUUCGAACUUAUUAAUAAUUGAUGAGCAAAACACAAAGAGGACACCAGCACAGCAUCGCUACCUUGAACACCAUGCUUCAAUGGUCUCGACUAUCGCCUUGAGUUUCUCCUCAAAUACAAGUCCGUUUGAGGCUAACAACUGAUGUCAAUUUAAACUCGAAAGCUAGCCUUUUAUAGCCGGCAUAUAGAAACCUCAAAUUAUGUGGGAAAAAACUCGUUUUUCCCUACUCACUUUUCGGUUAUUUAUAAGUAUAAUAUUUCUCCUUUUUAUUUUACAACAUGGCGGUUUACUGCAAAAAACGUCUAGCCUGUAACAAUGUCGUUGAAAACAGGCCUGAGCAAUAUUUUGCUGCCCAUAUUGUUCCUGCUUGUUAACAAUAUUGUUCAGCAUUGUUCAGGUGUAUCAACUGUCAUCUCAUAGAAGUCGAGAGCGAGGUUUUUAAAAAUGCGCCAGGAAAAUUAUUGUUUUGCUACUUGCUAUAUCUAUCGAGGAAUAGAUAGCGAGUAUAGCGUAGCCAAUCAAAUUACAGCAUUUGCAAUAGUAUACUAAUAUGAUUCUACUAAUAAAAUUUAGUAUUAUAUACUUAUAGUUUGCGUACUGUCAACUUAAGUUAACGUCCAUUUUAAUAUAUAUACUUAACGUCCAUUUUAAUAUAUACAUGUAUUAAAAUGUCUCUAUAUUUUUUUCAAAUAUAGCUACAUGACCUUAUGGUUUCGUGUUUGAGUCAUGAUAGCAAACCAACCACAUCGUAUUUGGUGAAACAAUUGGUUUUGAUGGAUAAGAAUUAUCGUCCCAGUGAUACAAUACUUUAGUUGACAAUUUGUAAAUAUGUCAAAGAAACGCGGUCAGAAAUAGACAUAAUUAAUUUUGGAAAAACGUUCUCUAACCAGAAUAAUCUAUUUAUUACGAGCUUUCGGCCAUCUUUCAGAAAAAUUGUUAGAGACGAAGAGCGCAUUGUUCCAAAAAUCUUCGUGCAUGCACCUUCCCGAAAAUGUUCAAAAUCCUACCAAAAAUUUAUGAAAUCCCUACAAUAUCAAAUCCCCAAACCUCCUAUUAGAUUAAAAAGGUCAAAUUUUCGUGCAAAGUCCUAAAAUCGUGCCAAACAAAUUUCUGGAAAAUUUCCAAGCUGGAAGUCUCACUCCCUAGAAGGGAACUGCCAGUGACUAUUUUGUCAACGUGGCAAUGUGGAUAAAUGAACAUAAAAUUGAUUUUGAAAAUGCAAAGAUAAUUGAUAAGGGGUUCGAGUGAGGAAAACAUUGGAAUCUUGGCAUACAUAAUCAUUUCCAAAACAAUUACGUGUUUUUCUUACUCGCAAAUAAUGCAGGCGCUAUAACAGCCGUUUCCAAUAUUACUGGACCAGGCCGAAAAUAGCUGACAUGUCACUUUUUACACUUUUAUUAGUUUUAUAUCACACAGUCAUGAGUUUUUUGGUUCGUUUUCUUCGUAUAUGCUUUGUUUGCUAUGUAUAAAAAGUUUAAUUAGAAGGUUUUUCAAGAUAUUCUAGGGAUAAUUGCUAUUAUAAUAUAGUCAUUCACCGUAUAUAAGCUGUUCUGCAAUCUGAUUGGUUGAAUUACUCUCCGAAAAUCAGCUCAUAUGCGGCGAGUAGCGAAAAACAAGAUGGCGGUGCAAAAAGUACAUGAGUUUUGCGAAGCAGAAAAAAGUAAAAUAUUCGCUUUGAGAAAGAUAAUAGUACAAGGAAAAACUCUCAAAAAAUAUUGACAGGUUAGCAAAUACAUUCAUUACAUAGAAAUUAGUUUAAAUAUACAAGUUUUUUAGAGAAUUAAUGCCGAAACAACAGCGAAAAAAACAUGUUCAUUGGACAUUGAGAAUAUAAAUUGUUCAGAAAGAGCUAUCAGCUCAUAUACGACUCCAUGGUAUAAUUGUUAAAUAUUAUAAGUAAAACAAAAUCAUAGUAUUACGGCUAUAGUCUCAGCACAAGCAGAUUUGAUACACAGAGUUAAAUUAUUCUUUUCCUGAUUACAGUGAGCUCUUUAAACCCCAGGGUUGAAUUCAGCCCUGUUGAACUAUGCUAGAUUAUUUUCGGGCAGGUCGCGUAAUUAGUUGAAAACGAGUGAUAAAGGACACUUUUCCGCAACUAUUUUAGUCUUUACCAACCAGUUCCUUUAAAAUCAUUGUUACAUGUUGUAGGCCACACGAAGAUGGCCGAAAGCUCGUGACAAACAAAUAUUCUGGUCAAAGAACGUGUUUCCCAAAUUAAUUAUGAUAAACUUGGAGCUAUAUCCGCAAGAAUAUUAAAUUCACCAUAUUCUUGACUAGCAGAAAUAACAUUUAACUAUAGAUAUUUAUUUAUUACAUAUAAUUUCGCUUUUGAAUAGCAUUACACAUAAAUAAAAUAUACAAAGACUUAAUUUAUAGUAUUUACUGUAUAAAUAUUAACUUAUUUCUUGGAAUGAUAAAAAUGCAUAGUAUUGGC
Paramuricea clavata is the source of this 12129-nucleotide messenger RNA. NCBI's taxonomy places the organism in Eukaryota, Metazoa, Cnidaria, Anthozoa, Malacalcyonacea, Plexauridae. The record is from the annotation of a GenBank genome assembly.